Messenger RNA from Penicillium verhagenii, 1110 nucleotides. RefSeq lists its product as uncharacterized. The coding region runs from base 1 to 1110 and encodes 369 amino acids. NCBI's taxonomy places the organism in Eukaryota, Fungi, Ascomycota, Eurotiomycetes, Eurotiales, Aspergillaceae. The record is from RefSeq and is a predicted model, not a curated record. The transcript has a single exon. Gene Ontology annotation, molecular function: zinc ion binding; nucleic acid binding.
AUGACCGACAGCGAGCUUCUCGCGGAACUUCAGCGCUUACGAGCCCAGUUCGAUCAACAAAGCGCCGCUCAGGCCGACGCCCUGCGCAAACUGCAAUCCGCCGUCGACCACCAAACCGUCACUGCGGCCGCUGCGGCGGUCGCCCCACCCGGCCAACGCCAGCCAAUGGACUACCGCGCUGCGUUGCGCAGUAAUCCUGAGUCGUCGCUCGUCUCUGGCUGGCUUGGAAGGGCCCAGACUAACAACACCCUCCCCUCGAACGGCCUCAGCAGCGGCAGCAGCCCGGCCCCUCAGCGCGUCCUGCGCGAGGAUCUGCAGCUGAUCAUCCGCGGCACCACCGCCUCGCUCACCAACCCUCUGCGCGACCAUCCCGAUGAGGUCGUCAAACGCGCCAACCGUACGAUCAAAGAUGCAUGCGACGCCGCCAAACCGAAGAAGAUUGCGCCCAUCCGGGCCUCUACCGGCUUCGUCCUCCCCAGCGGCGACGUCCUACUGCGCUGCGACAGUGUGGCCGACGUGCGCCAGUUGGUCGAGCUCGACACCCCCGACGAAUCAUGGUGCGCCGUCUUCGGCCCCAAAUCCCACCUGAAGCUGCCAACAUUCGCUGUUGUGGCCCACGGUGUUCCCCUCGACUUCGAACCCACCGCCGCCGACGCCGCCAACUCGGCAAUUCGACUGGGCUUGGCGCUGAAUGGCCGGGAUCACGACUGCCAGUUCUUCGACGGCAGUCAUCGUCUGCAGCAGUGCUUCCACUGCCAAAUGUAUGGCCACAUCGCUCGCAAUUGCAGAAGGCAGGCCCAAUGUGCGUACUGCGCGGGUCUGCACGACUCCAAGGAGUGCACGCAGCCUCGCAAUCAUGCGGCUGCCAAGUGCGCAGUGUGUAUUCGAUUCAAUGAGACCGCUACUGAUCGAGUGGCCGUCAACCACUUCGCGUACGAACGGGAGUGUCCUCGGCGUGCCGAGAAGCUCGAGUUGUUGCGCAUCUCGCGCGCUCAGGGCCCUGUCUUGCAUCGUACGCCCUCCACCGCCUCUUCCCCUGCUGCAUCUUCCCUAUCUGCAUCCCUAGACAUGUGCAAACCCUCUCCCAUGGGCAGGGGUAAGGACCCAUGA